This is a messenger RNA of Blepharisma stoltei, 2650 nucleotides long. The record is from the annotation of a GenBank genome assembly. NCBI's taxonomy places the organism in Eukaryota, Ciliophora, Heterotrichea, Heterotrichida, Blepharismidae.
AUGUCGCAGCACGGGCCCAAAUUAAUAGAUCUCUUUGAAAAAGCCACCUCUGACGAAUUAAAGGAGCCUGACUAUGGUUUAAACCUUGAAAUUUCAGAUCGCAUGAAUUCUCGCCGCCGCUAGUAACAUUUACUUAGUUGUCUAGAAGGAAUUGAGUAUUUUAAACAGCUUUUUAGAUCAACAGAUCUGAAAACCAUUGAGCUUACAUUAUCUCUCCUAGAAACUUGUGUAAAAAAUUGUAAUAGUCAUUUUCAUCGCUAUUUGAGCAAUCGUGAAUUUAUUCCAAGUUUCACGCAGCUUCUUAAAAGACGAAGAAGAAAGCUAAAUCUGGUUGAAAAGAUGGCUGGACUCUACAAGAAUCCUGGCUGAAGAAAAGUUGAAGACCGCGUUUUGUGCUUAAUUCAGCUCUGGGCAGACACCUUUAUGAUGCAUGAAGACACAUACCCAUCCUUUAUGAAAAUUUAUAGAGAAUUAAGAAAAGAAGGAUUGAAAUUCCCAGCAAGAGAUCCUAAUGAAAGAUUUAUGAUCAAAUUUGAUGGAGACCCAUCCCCUGCUUUUGAAUUAUGCCCUCUGCUUAUGAAUAAUUCAUUUAUUUUUUUCCAGUUAAAGCUGAUUUAUUUUAUUUACAGCCGAGGAUUAUUCACUUGUAGAGAUUAUAGCUGAUAUGGAGCAGCAGCUUAAAGGAUCAUCAGAAAGGGACGUCUUGCCUCGAAAGGUAACACCUCCAAGAGCAAAAGUCCCAGCUAGAGGAGGGCUUGACGAAGAUGAAGAGCCAAAACUAAUGCAAAGCGACAUUGAUGCUUUGAAGAGAAACUUACCUAUGCUAGAAGAUAUAAUUGCUAGAACUAGAGAUGUCAGAGAACUUCAAGAGCCAAGUGUAAAAGAAGUCGUAGCUCCCCUCUCCACCAGUGAACAAUAUCAUUGGAAAAAUCCUUUUUUUGAGGAAAAAAACCUCCAUGAGCGGGCAAAAAAUUUUAUAAUAUAAAAAUUUUUAUGUAAAAAUAUUUUGAAUAUAAAGUGAUAAUUAUUAUGAAAUCUAUAGCUGAUCCUGCUUAAUUUUAAACGGUUGCAUUUUAAUAUAUAAAUUUUGUAAAUUAAAUAAAUAUUUGCUUCAAACUUGAAAAAAAUUAAACCCCCUCUGUAAGUAAUAUUUUUUUGCUUGCUCACGGAGGGGGAGUAAGAAACUGCAGAUCCGCACAAAAGAAAUUAAUUUGGGUCAUUUCUUAUAAAGCCUCUAACAGUACAGAUGAAAGAGAGACUGUCGAGCUAUUAGGGAUCAUGGAUUUUAUAAAUUCGAAAAUGGAAAGCUUUAAAACUGCUGUAGGAGUUAUUAAAAGAGGAGGGUCAAACAAAGAAGUAGUUGAUGUGCUGAAGGGCAAAACAAAUAAUGAAGAUAAUUUGUUGGAUCUCGGUGAAGAUUUUUUAAUCCAUCAUUUAACAAUAAAAUACUUGCUAAAGAUAAAAUUAAUUAAUUAAUUCGAAACAAUUAGAGAUUCUUUUAAUUUUUAAUCUUUUCAGUAUUUCCCUUUUAUAUUAAUUUCAAAUAAAUAAAAAAAUUCAAUAAGACUGCAAGAAAUACUUAUUUGGGAUUCAGAGAGCUAGAAAUUCAGGAAAAUCCUUUAGAUAAACUAGAAAAAUAUGUUUGGGGAAGACAACCUGAGCCAGAGAGAAUACCAGAAAUUAGAGCACAACCUAAAACUCCGCCUCCUGAAAUUCCAAAAAUAGAAGAACCUCCUCAUCCUGGGAGAAAGCUUGCUCCUUUACCAGAUUUAUUACUUGAUGAAGCUGAAGAUUAUACUCCAACCCCUCAUAGAGAGCAAGAAAACGGUUCUUAUAAAGGAUGCAAGAUACGGUAUAUACAUGAAAUAGAGAAUCAGUAUGAAAUAAAAGAAAGAGUCAGCGUUUCAUAAUAAUAAGAAAUCAUUAUGCACUACUGUGCAAAUUUUUUAUUAGUUCACGAAAAUAGAAGAAUCUGGAGCUACACAAAAAUCAAUACAGUGAGUCUUUAAAAUAAAGCCCUUCAAUUAAGCAAAAUAGAGAUUGAGCAUUGUAGAAAUGCAAGCAACACUCUAUAUAAUUUGCGAGAAUUUAAUGAAUAUAAAAAAGUUGGCAAAUGCCUGUUUCAAUAAAAAACUAUGUUUUGCUCUUUAUUGUGAGCUAAUUGCAUUACAUAACGAUUUUCUUAUCGCUAUUAAACGGUGAAUCUUUUUUAUUGUUGACAUAUUGAUUUCUUAUAUCCUAUACGUCCUAUAUCUCUUUAAUUUAAUAAAACUUAAGAAAACCCAUAUCGCACUUAAAUGAUUAUAGCAGGAUAUUUAUAAUGCUCACUUAUAGUAAAUGCCAAAGACUACUCUUGAAAGUAUAAAUUCCAUAUGACUUGCAAUCUAUUUUUUCUCAGCCUAUGCAACCUCCAGUUCAGCCUGCUUAUCAAACUCCUGGAUUUAAUCCUCAAAUGCAAGCCCCACCUCAAGUACCAAUAGGCUAUCCUCCAGUUUAUCAAAGCCAGCCUAUGCCUCAGCCUCUAUAUAAUCCUCAGCUUAAUCAAGGAUAUCUUCAACAACCAUUCCCUCAGCCUUAUGUCCAGCCUCCUCAAGCCCAACAAAGAGAUGAGUUUGAAGAUUUCUUUGCAGAAAUAGCUAAUCGAAGAUAA